GCUGGGCCACAUUCCCCAGCCAGGCAGACAGCUGACACCAGGCUUUGGGGUCACUGGGGCAGCUCCCCGACCCUCUAGUCCCCUGCAGAAGCCGAGCUGGGAGCUGCUGGGCCAUGGGAGCGCCCUGCACCCCAAUAACCAUCCUUCUCCUGCUGCCCAUGCUGCAGGCUGCACUGGACCGUGGAAUCCAGACAGCGUGCGGCCAGGCGGGGCCCCAGGACCGGAUCGUGGGCGGGGACGACGCCCCGCUGGGGGCCUGGCCCUGGCAGGUCAGUCUGCAGUAUGAGAACCGCCACAUCUGCGGGGCGACCCUCAUCAACGCGGAGUGGGUGCUAAGCGCUGCACAUUGCUUUCCCAAGCAUGCGGAGCUGUCUCGGUACCGCGCCGUCCUGGGCUCCCGCCAGCUGUCGGUCCCAGAGCCCGGCUCCCUGCGGCUGCCCCUGUCCCGCGCCCUGGGCCACGCGCUCUACUCUGGGGAGGGCUCCAGCGGAGACAUCGCCCUGGCCCGGCUGGGCCGCCCCGUCACCUUCACCCCGCAGGUGCUGCCCGCCUGCCUCCCGGACGCCGGGGUCCACUUCCCCGCCGGGACCCUCUGCUGGGUUACUGGCUGGGGGUCGCCACGAGAGGGAGACCUGCUCCCGGCCCCCAUGACGCUGCAGCAGCUGCAGGUGCCCCUGAUCGACCCACUGCCCUGUGACGCCCUUUAUCGGCGCCGGAGCUCCAGGAGGGAGAUCCAGGAUGACAUGGUGUGUGCCGGCUACGCCGAGGGACAGAGAGACGCCUGCCAGGGCGAUUCGGGGGGGCCCCUGGUCUGCCAGAAGGCUGGGCUGUGGUUCGUGGCCGGCGUCGUCAGCUGGGGCGAGGGCUGCGCCCUCCCCAACCGCCCCGGGGUCUACAUCCGCGUCGGCGCCUACCUGGACUGGAUCGGGCAGCACGUGCCCAACGCCACCUUCGGGGUGGUCAAUAUCACCACCUACAGCCUGCCCGGGGGCGGGCCCCCCGGCCCUGCCCCCACUGCCCUGCUUCUAGCCGCCUGGCUGCUCCGCAUUCUUCCUGUUAGCCACGGAGCCGUGGGCUGUUCCAUUCGUGGUGCCCUGGACGAACGCCAGGUCUGGGACGGUCUCUCGGAGCCAGCCGUGGUAACUGCUCCCAGCACCCACGUGAUCCGGUCCAAUAGAGUAUGUGGCCGCCCCAGAGCUCAGUACCGGAGCGUGGGGGGUGAGGAUUCGAUGGAGGGCGAAUGGCCCUGGCAGGCAAGUCUGCUCUGGUACAACAAACACCUGUGUGGGGGAUCCCUCAUCUCCAACCAGUGGGUGGUGACGGCAGCUCAUUGCUUCCAACGGAGUAUGGACACCUCCAACUAUGCGGUGCUGCUGGGAGUCAACAAGUUGGCCAACAGUCAACCUCACAAGCUGUCCUUGGGCCUGAGACGCAUCAUCCGCCACCCGAUAUACUCCGGGGAAUCCUCCAGCGGGGACAUAGCCUUGGUGGAGCUGGAGAGACCCAUCCAAUUCACCAAUUAUAUCCUCCCCAUCUGCCUCCCAACGGCCUCUGUUCAGUUCCCAGCAGGCAUGAAAUGCUGGGUGACUGGCUGGGGCAACAUCCAGGAAGGUGAGGACCUGCCAGCUCCGCAGACCCUCCAGAAGCUCCAAGUGCCCAUUAUAGACCAGGAGACCUGCAGGGAUCUCUACAACACGGCGGUGGGCGAGACCUUCCCGCCCAAGUCCAUCCAGAACGACAUGAUGUGUGCCGGGUAUGCUGAGGGCAUGAAGGAUACAUGCAAGGGGGACUCCGGCGGCCCGCUGGUCUGCAAGGUGUCCAAGGAGUGGCUGUUGGCCGGGAUCAUCAGCUGGGGCGAAGGCUGUGCCAUCAAGAACCGCCCUGGGGUCUACAUCCGCCUCACCUCCUAUGAGGCCUGGAUCCACAGCCACGUCCCCGAUAUCGAGUUUGUGCCAGACGAGAAGGGAAGGAACGUGCUUGGCAACGCUGCGACUGGCUGGGCCGCGAGGACAGGCAUGACCACCUGGCUGCUGCUGCUCAUGGGGCGGCUCCUCAUGGAGGUCUAG
Chelonia mydas (Green sea turtle) is the source of this 2066-nucleotide messenger RNA. RefSeq names its product transmembrane protease serine 9. Gene Ontology annotation, biological process: proteolysis. The transcript has 12 exons. Gene Ontology annotation, molecular function: serine-type endopeptidase activity. NCBI's taxonomy places the organism in Eukaryota, Metazoa, Chordata, Testudines, Cheloniidae. The coding region runs from base 114 to 2066 and encodes 650 amino acids. The record is from RefSeq and is a predicted model, not a curated record.